Molecule: messenger RNA, 1511 nt
Organism: Cicer arietinum (chickpea)
Lineage: Eukaryota; Viridiplantae; Streptophyta; Magnoliopsida; Fabales; Fabaceae
Source: RefSeq, a predicted model, not a curated record
UGCAAGCAUGUUGUAUGAUUCAUUGUGUUCCAAAUCCAAACCAAGCAUGUACCUUUCCUUAUCUGUCUUGGUACCAAAGCUGUUUGUUUCUCCAUCCUUUUUCCAGAACCCCAAGUAACUUUGACCCACCAUUCUCUCUCCUCAUUUUCUCACUCCAAAUUUAUUUUAGAUUCUACCAUUACUUACUAUUUGUACCAACCAACACUCACUUCCAACAAUCUCUCUUUUAAAAACAACAAGACAAAGCAACCCCUUACUUCUCCAUCAGAUCUCUUUUUCUUUACACAAACCCACGAAUGCUGCUACUCAACAAAACGCUAUCACAACACCUAAAACGACGUCGUAUGUAACUCCGUCAAAUGAGGUGCAAGAAACAUAUUUCAGAUUUCAGCAGCAGCGUCGGCGUCUGCGCUACCUGUCUAAGGGAACGCCUCAUAAUCCAUUUAGAAGCCCAGGCCCAAACUCAAGCCCAAUUAACCAGACUCACCUCACGCGCUUCCGAAGAAUGUUCUAGAAACUCUGAAACUAAUCUUCCGCCUCCGCUGAUAUUUCCACGCUCCGUUUCUCCUUACGUCUCUCGCCGGAAAUCUGAUUACGCUAACGGCCACGGAGACCGCCCUGAAACACUGUUUUACAGCACUCCACAGCUUGGUCCGGCCUUCUACGCCGGCGAUUGCGCCGUGAAUUCCAACUCGAGGUCGUUGAGGAAGCGUUUGAGUAAGUUUUGGAGAAAUUUUAAGUCCAGAUCGGAGAAAUUUCAAUCCGAUCCGUCUUGUGAGUCUUCAUCAGCGUCGCCUGCGUGGUUCUCUUCGAUUUUCCAUGCUCGACGGAACCGGAAGAAUCAAGACCGAACUGUUAUGACGGAGGAUUUUUCCGUUGGAGCACGGCGAAGAUACCGUCAAUCAGAUCGAGGAAUGUCGCCGGUGAGAACCGAGGAAUUUACCGAUGAAUGUGAUCAGUGUCCGUCUGGUAGUGGCUACUCGUCGGAGUCUUCUCCGUGGUGGAAGAGAACGCCGUCGUCAACGACUUUCACGGCACGGCGUUCCCGGUUCGGGUACGGGAAGAGUGGGUCAGGUUCGGGUAUUUUUUGCAUGAGUCCUCUAGUUUGGGCAAGUCCGAACCGGAGGUGGAACAACAAGGGAUUGCCACCGGAGAUGGCUGCGUCGGGGGAUGUUAGCAAUACGCCGGCGAAGCCACACCUCUCCGCAGCGGCGUCGUUUUGUGCGAACCGUUCCCGGAAACUUGCAGAUUUUGGAAGAGUCAACCAUAACCGUUGAUUUCGUUGACCUUUUCUUCGUGACACGGUGAUUUGAUUUUUCUUAUAUUUUUGUUGCGGCGUUGUGCACAUUUUCUUCUCAGUACGAAAGGAGAAAAAACAAUUUUUUUGUGGUUUUUAAUUCUAUUAUUUGUAUACAGUGUCAAUUACAUGAAAAACAAAGUCUACGUUUUCUUUUGUACUUUUUUUUUAUUUUUACCAUAUAUAUUUAACAUUCAAUGAUUUGAUUUUGCAA